Molecule: messenger RNA, 2735 nt
Organism: Brienomyrus brachyistius
Lineage: Eukaryota; Metazoa; Chordata; Actinopteri; Osteoglossiformes; Mormyridae
Product: zinc finger protein with KRAB and SCAN domains 1-like
Exons: 4
Coding region: 1-1548 (515 amino acids)
Biological process (GO): regulation of transcription by RNA polymerase II
Molecular function (GO): DNA-binding transcription factor activity; RNA polymerase II cis-regulatory region sequence-specific DNA binding
Source: RefSeq, a predicted model, not a curated record
AUGCUGAAUUGUGCUUUAUUUCAUUCUCAGAUAGCCUCCAUUGUUGAGGUACUAGCUAAAACGGCCAUUGCAGAAAUAUGCGAGCUGGUGGACAAUGGCUAUGCGGCAUUGCAAACGGAGAUCUCGCGAAGCCAAAAAGAGAACAAAGCCCUGAAGAGGGAACUGCAAACCACGAAACAGAGAUUAGCGCAGCAAGAAAAGAAAAACGGCUCACCGCAGGCCCCUGUAAACACUGGCUAUAGAAGAGUUAAGAUAUGCGAUGAAUUAAGAGGGAUUGCAGGAAAGGAGGUAUUUUUUCCAAACGAAGAAAGCCAGCUAUACAGAAAAUCAGAUGGGAGCCAGGGGGAAGACCGUGAUCACGCCUUUGUGGAGGAGGAAUACGGUAUGGUCAAGUCUGCUUUGAAAGUGAAGCCUACACAACUGGAAGAGGAAAGCCGUGACUUGCUUAUAAAACAAGAGGGACAUGAAGAAGACUUUGGGAGUAGCAAACUACAUGGAUGUCUAAAUGUGACAGGCGUACUUGUGGAAUCAGGUGCUGCUGAAACAGUUCCAGUUCUGGCAAAACAAAGUACCCCAACACAAGACCCCGGACUGCACUUUGAGCAACAGAGAACUGGCCAGCUUUUAGACAGAAGUCAUCUGGACACGCUGGUCCAUGCAGGAUCAGAGAAUGAGCCUUUUAACCAAAGUUUUGAGCAUCAAGGGUCAGAACAGAGUUCUGCAAAAAUGGACAGUGUAAGAAACAAAUAUUUCAUGAAUGACAGGUCAGAUCAACUGAACGUCCUCUUAUCGCCGUUGAACAGUGGCAGAAGGACCAGACAGUUAAUGGGAUCCUACGCCACAGAGCUGAAUUCACAGAGAGUGUCAGCUGACUCUGAACCUCCGCUUGGCCCUUUUUCAGAUGAGUAUGACGAUGACAGCCUGUGUUCUUUAGUAUCUCAAGAUGAGAAACCGGAUCUGAUCAUGAUAGACUCGGCAUCCAUGGAGUUCGAGUUGCAGCCUGAAGAGAUCGAAGAGACGACGUCAGAAUCGGCGCAGAACCAGCACGAGCGUUACAGAGAGCGAAGCAGAGGCGAGAAAGGGAACUAUCUGCAUAAGGGACUGUCACACAGUCAUGCAUUAGAGGAGCAGAGCACGGCAUUCUGUGACCCACAAAAUAUUACCGGAAAUGUCUUUUAUGAGAAAAGUCUCAAUAUGCUGAGAAGCGCAGAAAUUUACCAGGAAGCUGAGACUGUGGGGGGCAGGUUUGUAGGUACAGGGCCGUUCAACUGCUUGCUUUGUGGAAAGACAUUUUCUCAGCUGAGUCAACUUAAGAAGCAUCAGCUCGUCCAUACAGGAGAAGAGCAGUUUAAAUGCGCAAAGUGUGGAAAGUGCUUUGCCAACUCUAGUAAUCUAAAGAGACAUCAAACUGUUCACACUGGCGAGAGACCUUUUAGCUGUGCACAAUGUGGGAAAAGGUUCUCUUUUGUAGGAAACCUAAAAAGACACCAGAGCGUUCACAUUCGAAAGAAGCUGCCCGGCUCUUCUGCAUUGGAGGAAGAAGUUUAGGCAUCAUUGAAAGAUGCAUUUCAAUAGAAGAAAAAUAUUCCUAUUCAUUUUUUCAAGACCUUUAGUAUCAGUGUGGACUUUAAUACAAAGGAGCAUGGUUAUUUACUUUAAUAUGUACUUGUUUUACCCCAUUGUCUACCAGAUUUAAAAGGACAGUUAUUCCAUUUACAGUAGUUCUUCCACUCCUCUUAGUCAAAUGCACCAAUUCAGCCACAGUGAUAUUUAAAUCUCUGUCUUGUUUAGACAGAAUAUCCGGCAAACUUCAUGGAGUCGAGUAAUGCGUGAUGAUGCUAUUCACUCAGUUACCCUCACACCGGAGGUGCCCAGACAGUAAAUGUCAUUCAGAAGAAUUUAGUGGGAGAAGCUAACGCAGGCAUGCCGUCAGUAGUGACGCUGAACAGAAAUCUAAUGUCACACAGCAGGAAUCAAAUGCAGAUUCCAGCUCUGACCUGUGCUCUGCUUUUGACUGGUGCAGAACCAGACAGGUGGAACUUGACAUUUAUACAAUUCUUUAAAUAUAAUAUUCGGACAUCUUGGCACCUCAGAGUUUUUAGGAAAGUGUUAAGAUGAGUUUUUCAUCACCUUAAUCAACCAUUUGGCAGAGGAAGGUGCCCCUUUGGCAUCUCAAAUGAUUUGAUGUAGUAUUAAGGCAAAUUUGAAUAAUGUGUUACGUUAACUGCACCUUCAUAACGCAUUCAUAGGACCUCAUAAGCAGCAUGUUAGUAUGCCUUAAUAUGUCUUAAAGCAUCCCAUUCAUAAUACUAUCAAUGGACAAGACAUGGUAAUGUGACAUGGCAGUGGUAAUAUAGGUUAAUAACAAACAUUAUAAUUGGGUAAUAGAAUGUUAUGAAUGUUUAUUAAAACUGUUAAUGAAUGUUAGGUUGUUAAGGUAUGCUUCCAGACUGCUUAUGAAUGUUCUACGAAUUAUUAUAAAGGCAUUAUGAAGGUGCAGUUAAUGUAAAGGGUUACCCAAAUUUGCUCACAAAGGGAAAUGGACUGUAAAAUGUUUGGUUGUUUUCCCUUAAGAUAACUAUAAAUCAGUCAGGCAAAAAGUAUGAUAAUUUAAUAUAGUAUGGCAAACAAAAUCCUAUUGUGAAAACCCUGAAAAUGAAGUUCUCUUGAGGUUAACUGUACUGUGUGAAUGGUGUUGUGAUUUAGCUGACAAUAAAGUAAUUAACCUGCGUACA